AUGAAGGUUCUAGCCUGGAAUUGUAGGGGGGCGGCCAAGCCGGCCUUCAUGUCUUCCUUUAAGCGGCUAGUGCAGGUCCAUUGUCCAGAGAUCUGUUUUCUUUGCGAGACGCGAUUAUCGGGCGAUGGACUGGUUCGACUGAGGCGGCGCUUGGGAAGGGACUGGGAGACCUAUGCAGUUGAGUCCCAGGGGCUGUCUGGUGGCCUUUUGGUCCUGUGGAGGCGAGGGGUGGCGACGAUUGAUGUCUUCCACUACUGCCCUCAACAGGUAGUCAUGGUUGUAUCGGAACCUGAUACUGACCCGUGGGUGUUGUGCGGUGUGUACGCGAGCACGGACUACAGGGUUAGGAGAGCUCUUUGGCAAGAGAUCGCCAACCUGACUGCCCAGGGUAUCCCGACGGUGUUAGUUGGUGACUUCAAUUGUAUCCAGAGUGCGGGUGAUAAGAGGGGAGGUGCGGAGUUCACGGAUAGAGUGGAUAGGAGGGAGUUUCGCGACUUCGGACCUGGUCAUCAUAGUCCCUUCCGCUUCGAGAAGAUUUGGCUAUCGUACCCUCAGUCUUGGGACAUCGUUCGCGAUGCAUGGCGUGUCCCGGUACGGGGAAAUGCGAUGCAACGGGUCUCCCGCAAACUUGAGAUUACCAAACGGCGGCUUCGUCGUUGGAAUCGCGAGGAAGUGGGCGAUAUCUUUCGGAGAGUGGAGGGGGUCGAGACUGCGAUUGCUGAUCUACAGAGGAGAGAGGAUCUAGGAGGUGAACUUUCGGCGAAAGACAUGACCGAUCUCCGGGGACUUCUAGCGACCCACCAUUCACUGCUACGGCAGCAUGAGAUUUUUUGGCGACAGAAAUCUCGGGUCCAGUGGGUACGUGAGGGUGAUCGCAACACUAGGUUCUUUCAUCGGACGACGGUUAUCCGGAGACAGCGGAGUAUGAUUCACUCAUUGCGAGAUGGGUCCGGUCAGCGUGUGGAGGGUGAGCCUGCCGUCAGACAGGCUUUACUUGAUUUUUUCCGCACCAGAUGGACGGAGGAUGGAGGCCCUGAUGUUGAUGGCCUCCUUCCGAGGCCUGAUGUGGGUAUUGCUGAUGAUGAGAAUAUGACACUGGUUCGACCGGUGUCGGCGCGGGAGGUGGAGGAGGCAGUCUGGGCCCUGGCAGCGGAUAAGGCUCCGGGACCCGAUGGGUUCCCCCCUUUCUUUUUUCGGAGAUAUUGGGGUAUCAUUCGGGCUUCAGUGGUUGAGGCUGUGCAGUGCUUCUUCACUCAGGCAGCUAUGCCUGAGGAUUGGAAGGCCACCUUCAUCACGCUCAUUCCGAAGCGCCAGGAGGCGGUAGAGCCGGGACACUUUAGGCCCAUCAGUUUGUGCACAACCUUGUAUAAGGUUGUGGCGAGAAUAAUGGUGGGCAGGAUCAAGCCUCUAUUGCCGGGCAUUAUCAGCCAAGAGCAGGGGGCCUUUGUGGCGGGGAGAAACAUUUCCCACAAUGUUAUGUUGGCUCAGGAGAUGAUGUGGGAUCUUCAGCGAGCAUCGAAGCGGCGCAGCUUGAUGGUAGUCAAGCUAGAUAUGGAGAGGGCAUAUGAUAGGAUCAGGUGGAGCUUUCUGCGGAAGGCUUUAGAGACCUACGGUUUCCAUAGGAGAUGGAUUGGUUGGGUCCUAGGGUGCGUCCAGAGGCCAAAAUUCUCCAUUUUGGUCAACGGCACACCGACGAGUUUUUUCGAGUCCACUAUGAGACUGCGGCAGGGAUGUCCCCUAUCCCCUUACUUAUUCAUUAUUUGUUCUGAUAUCUUGUCUCGUUCAUUGCAGGGUGCGUGCACUAGUCGGGAGCUGGAGGCCUAUGUCCCAGCACCGGGGGUGGGACCUAUCUCUCAUUUAUUGUUUGCUGACGACUGUCUUCUUUUGACCAGGGCGCAUGCUUCUGAUGCACGGGUACUCGCUAGAGUGCUGGCAGGUUACUGCGCGGCGUCCGGACAGAGAGUUAACUUCAUGAAGUCAGCCAUUCGGUUCAGCCCUAGCACGGAGAUUAGAGUCAGACUGGAGAUCAGGAGGAUUCUGCAGAUACCAGAGCAGGAGGGGACAUUGGUCUACCUGGGAGUCCCUAUCACAGGCCGGAGACUGCGGGUGACAGAGUGCUCUGGGCUGGUACAGCGGGUCGAGGCCAGGCUGGAGGGAUGGAGGGCAUCAUCUCUAUCCAUGAUGGGGAGAUUGACACUGGUCAGAUCGGUGUUAGGAUCUAUGCCGGUAUAUCUCAUGGCCAACACUGUGGUCCCAAAGACGACUCUGCUGAAGAUUGAACGUCUUCUUCGGAGCUUCUUGUGGGGGUCUCAUAGUGGGGGCCAUGGGGUACAUCUGGUGGCUUGGGAGCACGUCUGCCUCCCCAUCAGUGAGGGUGGUCUGGGAGUGCAUUCCCUCUUGGAGCGGCGUGAGGCCCUUGUUGCUCGACACGCAGCUCGCUUCUUGCUGGAGCCGCAGGGGCUUUGGAGCAGGGUGAUGGCAGCCAGAUUUGGCCGAGGGGGCUCUGAGGUGGCACGGAGUGGCCGCCGAACUUCCUUUAUGUGGCGCGAGAUUGCGAGGUAUUUGCCGACUGUGUCGGCUAACACCAGGUGGCUGAUAGGCGAUGGGCGGAGCGUCGAUGUGACCGAUGAUCCAUGGGUGGACACUUUGCCUCUGAGAUGUUGGCCGACGAUGGUGGAUACUGAGGCAGCAGAGGGGCUUCGGGUGUGUGACCUCCUAGCACCAGGGAGGACAGAGUGGGAUGAUACCAGACUACAUCAGCUGUUUGGGACACAUCUUGCUGCGAGGGUACGGUCCCUUCCAGUACCAGAUUGCGAGGGGCCAGACGUUAGGGUCUGGGGCACCUCAUGCAGGGCCAGUGUCAGGCUGGGUGAUCUAUCCCGGGUCAUCCAGCAGGAGCAUGAGCGAGGACCAGACUGCGCCUGGAUUUGGAGGUCCAGCCUCCAGCCGAGGGCAGCACUCUUUUUAUGGAAGGUGAUGUGGGAUCGCCUUCCGACGAGAGCAGUGUUGAGCCGGCGUGCUUUGGGGAUCCUCGCGGAGUGUGGGGUUUGCAGUGUUGAUGAGACUGUGGAUCAUGUUCUAUUUCAGUGCACUUGGGCGAGAUCGACAUGGCUGUGGACAGGUAUCCCGGAGGAGGUGUGGCAGGAGAGGAGCCUCUUCCUGCAUUUGAUACGACAGGGGUUGGCCAGUCCCGGGUCAUGCCAGGAGGCCAUCCGAGCAACUUGCACAGCCCAUCAGAUCUGGCUGGCAAGGAACGCUCGCAUUUUCAGUGGGCGCAGGAUGUCGCCGAGAGGUACGCGAGGCGGGGCAGGCUUCGUCAUACGGGACCCUCACUCUAGGGUUGUGGCAGCAGGUGGCUGCCAGUUGUUCGUCACAUCAGUUCCAGGGGCAGAGCUGCGAGCUGCCUGGGCAGGUCUUCGCCAUGCUCGGCAGGUGCUGCAGGCCAGCUCGAUCAUCCUGGAGGGUGACUCGGCUACAGUUAUUGGCUGGAUCCAGCGGGGACUGAGUGGUGAGAGCAUCGACCAUCCUCUGAUCCGGGACAUUAGGAUGAUGGUGAGGGAUGGCGUGGCCUUUGAGGCCAAGCAUGUAUUCAGGGAGGCCAACGGGGCGGCUGAUUGGGUGGCUGCAUUCGCGGCCCACCACUCUGGAUACGCUCUGUGGGUGGGAGAGAGAGAGUUGCCAUUGGCACUUCGUGAGAUUGUGUAUUUUGACUUUAUUGGGUGUAUUCAGACACGCGUUGUCUGA
Molecule: messenger RNA, 3744 nt
Organism: Phoenix dactylifera (date palm)
Lineage: Eukaryota; Viridiplantae; Streptophyta; Magnoliopsida; Arecales; Arecaceae
Source: RefSeq, a predicted model, not a curated record